Molecule: messenger RNA, 603 nt
Organism: Alternaria burnsii
Lineage: Eukaryota; Fungi; Ascomycota; Dothideomycetes; Pleosporales; Pleosporaceae
Exons: 1
Coding region: 1-603 (200 amino acids)
Source: RefSeq, a predicted model, not a curated record
AUGCACACCAAUACUUUUGCCAUCCUCUCAUCCGUCCUCUUCCUCGCAUUGUCGCCAUGCGCAGCCCGCGUUGUACCUCCCCAACCUCCGCGCAUCCUCUCCCGCGAUGACGCACAGUCAUUAUUAUCGACAUCCGCUACAUCUCUAGCCGAUAAAUGCACCUUCACUCUCUUCCACAAGCAACUCAUCACCGCUGCUAAACCAAAAUCGGCAAGCAAGGGCAAGAUCAACUACAUCCAAAUUGACAGUUUGGAGGAUCAUACCAAUGGGCUUACCAUCGACGUCGCCUCUUCAAGACCACGGGCUGAGCGCAACUCGUACACAAAAAUCUCUGCGAAGCAAGUACUCACCAUUGCGGGGUUGUUGGAUGACACUAGCCUGACCAUUCACGGUACUGAUGGGGAUGAUGCGCUGAUCUUCGAGUCUAAUGGCGUGAGCUGGGCGACAGAGGGCGGAAGUAAGAGACUGAGGCCUGACGCCUGGUGCAACUCAGGCAUGUGGGUCGAGAGUGGAAGGGGAAGUAGGGAAAGAACAAUGGAGUGCGCGUUUCCCUGUGCCAGGAUUGAAGAGGACGGAGAGGACGAGAGAGAAGAGCUGCGGUAG